UGUGUAUUUGUGUGGGACUGUUGAGGUGAUAAUCAGUUGUGGCAGGAGGGACUUUCUUGUCCCUGUUGUUGUGCCGCGUGGAGCUGCCCCGGGCAGGGAUUCCCAGUUGGUCCCCUUAUACUCACCCCCCUUCUGCCGUCCCCUGAGCCCACCUCUUCUGUUAUUCCCUCUUAAACUUCCCUCAGUCAACCUCCUGUUUCCAUUUGCAGAGGCUCUGAUCUGAUUUUCCCAUCUUUUGACACUUGAGAGAAAAGGGGAAGUGAAGGAAAGUCUUUUAAGAGUACAUUGCGUAGUUUAAAGGGAGCCGGAGAGAAGAGGCUAAAAGGCGCUUUGCUGCCUUUGCUGCUGUCGAUCAGGAGUAGCUGAGUGGAAGAGCCCCUGCUGAAGUGCUCAGCAGCCGGUCUUUUCCCUCCUGCUGGCCUUUCUGUCAUCUGUCUAUGCAGUAAGGGGAGAGAAACCCACAGCAGGCUAGAGAAAGUUGACUCAUCAGGAUUUGCUGUCUUUGGACUGUGGUAGUUAUUUUUGAGGGGGGUGUUUGGGGAAGUUAGGGGUGUAAAAGCUGCAGGUGGUGCUAGGGAGUUUGUUUUGCCAUGCAGCAAGCUUGGGAUCGAACAAGUAGCUCUGAGAGUGUCAUGAGAGGCCAUACAAAAAUGCUGGGAAAAGGACAAAGUGGCGGAUACCCCCCCGAGGCAACGAGUGAACUCUUGCAGAGGGAUUUGGGUGAUGGCAUUCAUGAAUACACUCUAACCUCCAAAAGUAGCUGUGGUGGUGAGAACAUCAGUGCGGUGCCUGUGGACAGCGCUGAUAAGAAGAGCCUCCAGGUAGGGGCAGGCGGUGUGCAGGCGGGGCUUCAGCAGCAGAACCAGCAGCUCCUCCUGACCCCAGCCAGCCUCCAGCUCGCUCAGCUCCAGGCCCAGCUUACCCUCCAUCGCCUGAAACUGGCUCAGGGGGGCAAUACCGCCUCUGUUCUCAAUCAGGUUCUUUCCAAUGUCGCCAUGUCUCAACCCCUGUUCAAUCAGCUACGGAAUACUAUGGUUGGGAACCCUCAAGGUGCCUUCCCCACGGGUGUGCUAGGUUUUUCCUCUUCAAAUUCAGCCUUGGGUGCCUUGGUUGGCGGGGGAUUCAACCAAAACCAAGGGAAUGUGAGACUGAACCAUCCUGGUGGAGGGGGCACAGUGGGCCAACAGGGUGCGGAGUAUGGUAAAACAUCAGGGUCAACUUACCCUUCUGAUACUGACAGGCGUGUUCAGUACAACUUAGUUGGGGGGACAUCUGCAGCGUCAGCCACUGCUGGUGAUGGACAAUACACAGUGAUUAACACUCAGGCAAAAAACAUGAACAAUGUUGGUUUUCAGAGAGAUUUCUAUGGGCAUGAUAUGCAGGGACAACAAGCUGGGUUUAGUGUCAAUGAGCAGAACAUGAAUGUUUAUAACUCCACCGGGCAUAAGGAGCAAUGGAAAGGCCCCACUACCUUGAGUCACGCUGGAAAGAUGGAUACGGUUUCUAAUGCUGCCAAUGUGUGGACAGCAGCUGGGCAGCCACUUCGGUCCAGAACGGAACUGUAUAACCCGGAGGAGCCAACCCCUGACCCCAAGUUCAAUCCCAUUAGUGGGGUUUCCUCUUUUGCUUCAAGUGGCACGCAGGGGUUUGGGGGCUACCAGCCCUUGCAUGGAAGUGAGGAAACACUAUCUUCAGGUACCAGGACACUUCAGGCUUACCAAGUCAAUGAUUACCACGCAGUCACACCCACUCAACUGCCACACCAGUGUAGCAUCUGUGACAAGAAGGUCUACAACCUCAAGGACUGGGACCAGCACGUGAAGGGAAAACUACACUUGCAGAACCGAACCUUGUACACAAAUGAAAGCUCCGCGGUGGUAUCGGCUGGAGCUGUUCACUACGCUGUCGGUAGGCCUUCUGAUGGAAGUCUGAACCCCGCAGGGACGAACUCCAUGGUCUACUCCGCUGCAAGUCAAGAUGCAGGAGCCAAUGCAUCAUACUUGCCACCUGCAGCCAUGAAGACUUAUCCCACGUCAGAUACAGGAUUCGCCUCACACCAGCCAGAGUCAAAGCCAUUUCCACCCAGAAAGGCCACAGCAGGGCGAGUCGUUCACAUCUGCAACCUCCCCGAAGGCAGCUGCACAGAGAAUGAUGUCAUCAACCUGGGACUACCCUUUGGCAAAGUCACCAACUACAUCCUCAUGCGCUCCACCCACCAGGCAUUUCUGGAGAUGGCGUAUGUUGAAGCAGCCCAGGCCAUGGUUCAAUAUUACCAACUCACUCCAGCUAUGAUUAACAGUCAGAAACUUCUCAUACGAAUGUCUAAGAGGUACAAGGAGCUGCAGCUCAAGAAACCAGGUAAAGAUCUUCAAUUGAUCAUCCAUGAUAUCGCCUCUCAGCGUGAAAGGGAUGAGAUGCAAGAACAUGAACACUACAUGCCAGAGAGAGCUCGCUCCCGCAGCCCUAUCAGCCGCUCCCUGAGCCCUCAUUCCCACAGCCCCAGUUUCACAUCAUGCAGCUCAGCACACAGCCCCCAGGGGGCUUCAUGCAGGGGUCCGGAGAGAGGCAGCAAUGGCCAGGGCCCCCGUCGGGGCUCUUGGGAUUGGUCAUCACACUCAAGAAGGGGUGAGGACGAAAGGGAGAGGGGUGACCUGUGGAAGAAUGGGAGCAGUGUGGAUGACGAUCGGCCAAAUGGACGGGCAGCUGACCGUCGGAAGGCUUACCAGAAACCCUUGGAUCAUAUCAGCUCGAGAUCUGCAGAUGAACGAGGAGGAGGAGGAGGAGGUGAAGGGAUGAGGGGCAACAGAGACUGGCACCCACGAGGCAGCCCUCAAGGCAUGUCCUUCAACUCUUACAGGAACAUGGAGGACGACUUCUACAUGAAGGAACAAAUGUACAAGUCAGACAAGCCGCCCAGACCUCCACACCAAAGGCAUGAUACAAAGCCAAAGAGGAGGGAUGGCGGCGACUACCACGGUAGACCGAGGCAUUCUGAGUUUGAGAUAACUGAGGAGCCACUUCGCAGGACACUAGACGAUAAAAGGCAGGGUUCACCGGGCAGGGACAGGAGCAAAAAGACGAGCAAGAGGCAAAUCACUGCAGAAAAACAUGAGAAAGAAAAUGCUACUGAAAAUACUGAGCGCCGGUCAAAAGAAAAAUCUGUUUCACCUCAGCAAAGCAAUGUGCCUAAAGAGUCUACUGAAUGUAGUAAAGAAAGAGAGACUGUGAAGCAGUGGGAAAGUGGAGAUGACACUGAUGAAGAGUGUUGGUAUCCUAAGAACAUGGAGGAACUGGUCACCGUAGAUGAAGUGGGAGGAGAAGAUGAUUCCAUAAUAGAGCCAGACCUUUCUGAGCUGGAAGAGUAUGUAUCCUGCCCCAAACAGUCUGCAGAGAAAGAAGCAGCAGAGGAGCAUAUAUUACCACCUACCUCCUCCUCCUCAGCGCUGCAGGAGAAAUCUGAUGAGAAGUCUAACCUGGAAAAGUUGGGUGAGGAUGCUGGAGACCAGGCAGAAAUGUCUGUAAAUGAGAAACCAGGGAAUGUUUUCACUGCAACCGGUCCUGAAGACCAGACACUCAGUCCAGCAGCUCCUGAGCUACCAAUCACUAACCUUAGCAACUUCCCCAGUGAGGAGUUCAAGGCUGCACUGGAGGACACAUGUUUAGAGGAUAAAGUAACCAAAAGUGGGCCAUCAGAUGAGCUAAUGGAAAAUCACAUUCACGUAUCAGAGGACAGCAAAUCCCUGGAAGUAGGGCAGGUCACGGAAACAAUCAAUGAUGGGGUUCAACACAAGGAUGGCAUUCUUAAAAAAGAGAUUGAGGCGCCCUCGCCAUCCCACGAGCAAGACAAAGCUCUCAGUGAACACAGCAUCCCUUUGGGAGUGGAGUUCAUCGUGCCGAGGACCGGCUUCUACUGUAAACUCUGCGGACUGUUCUACAACAGCGAGGAGAUGGCGAAGACCACUCACUGCCGCAGCACCGUACACUACAGGAACCUACAGAAGUACCUGUCCCAUCUGGCAGAGGAGAGUAUGUCGGGGGUACUUGCUGAACCCUCAGCUGCCCAGUGACACCAGCUUGACCUCUCACGACUCGUAAAGCAAACUCAGAAGAAAGAUUUAUGUAUGUGUACUGUUGGUGCAAGGCUAUGGAUUACUACAGCAUGGAUUAUGUGACACAUGGAAGCUAGAGUAUGUGGACAAUUGCACUGGUUUUGAUAUUUUGGGAGAGGGAAUGUUUGGAAGUCUUGAAUACAAUCCCAGUCAUAAGUUUCUCAAUGUUGUACAUAGCUGAGGCUACAAUAUUUAAUUGCAACUUCUUUUUUUGGGGUUUAUCAAUUUUCUUACAGUUUAUUAUUUCAUUGGAUUGUGUGUGAUAAAAUAUAUUUAUUAUUUUUAUGCCUCCCCGUCCGUACGUCCCAUUCUCGCGAACAUGAUAUCUCAGGAACGCCUUGAGGGAAUUUCUCCAAAUUUGGCACAAACGUCCACCUGGACUCAAGGAUGAACUGAAUAGAAUUUGGUAGUCAAAGGUCACUGUGACCUCAGAAAACACGUUUUUGGCCAUAACUCAAAAAUUUCAUAUGCUAAUUAUGACAAUUUCACACAACUGUCUAACAGGAUAAAAUUACGUAGUGAUGACAUUUUGGACAGACAUGGAUGUAAACUGCAAUGUGACUGUUAGGCGGAAGCAUACAACGGCGAGGUGGUACUUCUAGUUUUGGAAUGGAAAUAUAUUUGCAACAAUGUCUAAUUACUGAGAAGACACAUUUUUACAGUAUGGGCUUAUGUUGCAACAAUGAUAUAUUAACAGCUGCAAAAUGACUUGAAAUAUGUGCCAUGGAAUGUUUUUACUCAGUUAAAAAACUGAGGCAGAUUCUCAGGUUUGUUGUAUUUAAUAGAUUUCAGUGUAUAGCUUAUUACACAACAUUGCAUUUUUAUUUAUAUGUGGGUUUUUUUUGCUGUUUUUCUUUAAUCUUGUGCCAGUUUGUGCACGACGAUAUCUGUCUGUCAGGUAAAAAUGUAAAUCAUUUGGAUUGAUAAUGAUGCAACUAUGAAAAAGUUAUUUAUUUUCUUGAAGUUUUAUGUUGGAUUGAAUUAAUAAAACAAUCUCAGUCAUAUUUGCCGACAUUUGUAAUGCCUUAAAUAUUGAAGACCUUAAACUGGACCAUGUGUUUAAUUUAUCAGAGUUAAUCAUGCAGUGUUUCCUGUUACAGUGAUUUGUUCAGAGGGAUUAUCAAGCCAGACUCUGUUUUUGUAUACUGUGAAUACUGAUCCUGUGACAUCAACGAUAGUGUUGCUUUCUUUGACAAACUUUUCAUAUGAUUUUUGAUGCAAACAAACGUGAAUAAACAUUUUAAACUUGU
Molecule: messenger RNA, 5359 nt
Organism: Sebastes umbrosus (honeycomb rockfish)
Lineage: Eukaryota; Metazoa; Chordata; Actinopteri; Perciformes; Sebastidae
Gene: rbm20
Product: RNA binding motif protein 20
Exons: 15
Coding region: 591-4067 (1158 amino acids)
Biological process (GO): regulation of RNA splicing
Cellular component (GO): nucleus
Molecular function (GO): zinc ion binding; mRNA binding
Source: RefSeq, a predicted model, not a curated record